GCGCCAUCCUCUGCAUUUCAGUAAAAAGCGACGGUGUGAGAGUGAGUGUCGACAAAAUGGCGAGCGAAGCGCAGAGAUUAAUCGGAAUUUCCUUGACGAAGAUCGCACAAUCGCGCUCGCACCGAGGGGGCGUCAGCCUGCACAAGAACCUCCUGGUGGCCACCGUCCUCCAGAAAGCACGCUAUAUCUUUAUGGAGGAGGCCUACAACAUGGUGCACUACCAGCCGCCCGCGCCCGUACAAGCCCGGCCGGUGCCCGCCGAGGAGUUGGUGGGGCUCACCGCCGAGGACGCAGGUCUGCCCGAUGACGUGCAAGAGGCCGCAGGAGACUUCCAGGAUUUCCUGCAGCCGAGUUGUGUGAAGUGUGCCGAGAACCAAAACAAGGAGAAUUUGCCGCCCUCCGAGUUGACGUAUUUGGACCUAGACAAGGGGCCUAGUGUGCUCAAAGAGCGCGGGAAUUGCCUGAAGCGCCGGAGAGCCGUCGCCGAGUGGGAGACCGAGGAGGCCGUGCAGUCGAUCCUCCCAAAGAGGAGUAAGAACGAAGAGGAGGAGGAGGAGAGUGAUUCGGUGUUUGUGGAUGAGGCGACGGCGCUGGCGGAUAGCGUCACCAAGGAGGUAGAGGCGGAACGCGGCUCGGCUAUGGAAAUCGACCGGAUUACCAGUCUCGUAUCAAUCUUCAGCUUCAGCAUGGGGGACAGCAAACUCAACAGGUCGGUUUCGACGCCGGAUUUGUGCUCAGCGCAAGCGAAGGAUGCCGACAGUAUACAACAGAGGCCCUUUCUCGCGAUGACGGUCUAGACGGACCUGGGGAUUUCCGGUUUUGAUCUCGACAACGACGUCCGUGUUGUGUUUGUGAUAAGGCGCGGAGAGAAAUGCCAGAUCUUGUGAUAGAAGUGUAUUUUUGUAAAGAGGGGGUCUCAAGGUUUGAGUCGACGGCGACAUUCCAUUUACCUGGGUGCCAGGUAGCUGUAAAGAGAAGAACCAGUUCAAAGCCCGACUGAAGCCAAAGGGACGCGGACUUGUACAUAAAACUAAGAAAAUUGGCGAUACGGCUCUGUUUUAAGAGACCAUGUAAUUUUAUUCUUGUACAUAGACUUCAUUAUACCACUUAUAUAUUUCAAAAAUAAAUUUUUAAAUAUA
Tribolium madens (black flour beetle) is the source of this 1139-nucleotide messenger RNA. RefSeq lists its product as uncharacterized. NCBI's taxonomy places the organism in Eukaryota, Metazoa, Arthropoda, Insecta, Coleoptera, Tenebrionidae. The transcript has a single exon. The record is from RefSeq and is a predicted model, not a curated record. The coding region runs from base 57 to 797 and encodes 246 amino acids.